AUGGGAGGAGAAAACCAAACAGUUCUGUCUGAAUUCAUCAUCUUGGGAUUUUCCAACCUAAAUGAUUUCCAAUUUUUACUCUUCACCAUUUUUCUUAUAAUCUAUCUCUGUACCCUAGGAGGAAAUAUAUUCAUUAUUGUGAUAACAUUGGCUGAUUCUCGACUACACACUCCCAUGUAUUUUUUUCUAAGGAAUCUGGCCUUUCUUGACAUCUGUUACACCACCACCAAUGUCCCCCAGAUGAUGGUGCAUCUUCUAUCCGAAAGGAAAAGUAUUUCUUAUGGGGGCUGUGUGGUCCAACUCUCUGCAUUCCUUUUCUUUGUGGGGGUAGAAUGUCUUUUGCUUGCAGCAAUGGCCUAUGACCGAUACACUGCUAUCUGUAAGCCUUUAAGAUAUCCAGUCAUCAUGAACAAGGCUUUGUGCAGCUGGUUAGCAGCCACCUGCUGGGUUUGUGGUUUCCUCAACUCAGUGGUGCACACAGUUCUAACCUUCCGCCUGCCCUUCUGUGGAAACAAUCAGAUUAAUUAUUUCUUCUGUGAUAUCCCCCCUCUGCUGAUCUUGUCUUGUGGAGAUACGUCCAUCAAUGAAUUGGUGUUACUUGUCAUUGGGGUCUUCAUCGGGUGGGCUCCUUUCCUGGGUAUCAUCCUUUCCUACCUGUGCAUCAUCUCUACCAUCUUGAGAAUUCACUCUUCAGAGGGGAGGCAGAAGGCCUUUUCUACAUGUGCUUCCCAUCUGCUCAUUGUCCUUCUCUACUAUGGCAGCUCCAUCUUCACAUAUGUGCGGCCCAUCUCCACUUAUUCAUUGGCAAAAGACCGGCUCAUCUCAGUAUUGUACAGCAUCGUUACCCCAAUGCUAAACCCACUGAUCUACACGUUGAGGAAUAAGGACAUCAGAAAUGCCCUGAGGGCUGUAGGAGAGAAAACCGCAACCUUCAAAUUUUAUUUGUCUUGA
Jaculus jaculus (lesser Egyptian jerboa) is the source of this 951-nucleotide messenger RNA. RefSeq names its product olfactory receptor 5V1. The record is from RefSeq and is a predicted model, not a curated record. Gene Ontology annotation, biological process: G protein-coupled receptor signaling pathway. The transcript has a single exon. Bases 1 to 951 code for a protein of 316 amino acids. Gene Ontology annotation, molecular function: olfactory receptor activity; G protein-coupled receptor activity. Lineage: Eukaryota; Metazoa; Chordata; Mammalia; Rodentia; Dipodidae. Gene Ontology annotation, cellular component: membrane.